AUGGCAAGCAGGCGAAAAUCAACAACACCCUGCAUGGUCCUUGCCAGUGAACAGGAUCCAGACCUCGAGUUGAUAUCAGAUUUGGAUGAAGGGCCUCCUGUACUCACUCCUGUAGAAAACAGCAGAGCAGAGAGCAUCUCAAGCGAGGAAGAAGUUCAUGAAUCUGUGGAUUCUGACAAUCAGCAAAAUAAAAAAGUUGAAGGUGGUUAUGAAUGUAAAUAUUGUACUUUUCAAACUCCAGACCUAAAUAUGUUUACUUUUCAUGUGGAUUCAGAGCAUCCCAACAUAGUGCUAAAUUCCUCCUAUGUUUGUGUCGAAUGUAAUUUUCUCACCAAAAGGUAUGAUGCACUUUCUGAGCAUAAUCUGAAGUACCACCCAGGAGAAGAGAAUUUUAGGUUGACUAUGGUGAAACGAAAUAACCAGACAAUCUUUGAACAAACUAUAAACGAUCUGACUUUUGAUGGUAGUUUUGUUAAAGAGGAGAACUCAGAGCCGGCUGAAUCUACAGAAGUUCCUUCUUCAGGAAUUCCUAUCAGUAAAACUCCCAUUAUGAAAAUGAUGAAAAAUAAAGUGGAGAACAAGCGUAUUACAAUUCAUCAUAACUCAGCUGAGGAUGUUCCUGAAGAGAAAGAGAAAGAGAUCAAACCAGACCUUGAAGAAAGUGUGGAAAAUCCUACUUCUUCAGCUUCUGACUCUAAUACCAGUACUUCCAUUGUCAACAGAAUACACCCAAAUGCUGCCAGCACGAUAGUGGCCCCAGCAGCAGUUCUUCCUGGACUAGCACAGGUGAUAACCGCUGUGUCAGCUCAGCAGAAUUCCAAUCUGAUUCCCAAAGUCUUAAUUCCUGUGAGUAGCAUUCCUACCUACAAUGUUGCAUUGGAUAACAACCCCCUUUUGCUUAACACCUACAAAAAAUUCCCUUACCCAACCAUGUCAGAAAUUACUGUUCUAUCCGCUCAAGCAAAAUAUACAGAAGAACAGAUCAAGAUAUGGUUUUCAGCCCAACGUCUAAAACAUGGUGUGAGCUGGACUCCCGAGGAAGUAGAGGAGGCAAGAAGAAAGCAAUUCAACGGAACAGUACACACUGUACCUCAGACCAUAACUGUUAUUCCGACACACAUUUCCACGGGGAGUAAUGGCUUACCAUCCAUUUUACAGACAUGCCAAAUAGUUGGUCAGCCAGGCCUGGUUCUUACACAAGUAGCUGGAACAAACACCUUGCCGGUAACAGCGCCGAUAGCCUUGACAGUGACAGGGGUGCCAAAUCAAAGCAGUGUACAGAAGAGUCAGGCCCCUGCUGCUCCGCCUCCUGCAGAAGCAAAACCAGCAGCAGCAGCCAAAGCAGCAGCAACAGCAGCAGCAGCAGCAACGGCAGCAGCAGCAACAGCUGCAGCAGCAACAGCCGCAGCAGCAAAAGCACCACCAACAGCCGCAGCAGCAACAGCCGCAGCAGCAACAGCCGCAGCCGCAGCCGCAACGGCAGCAGCAGCAGCAACGGCAGCAGCAGCAACAGCAAAGGCAGCAGCAGCAGCAGCACCAACAGCAGCAGCACCAACAGCCACGGCAGCAGCAGCAGCAACAGCAGCACCAACAGCAAUGGCAGCAGCAGCAGCAACAGCAACGGCAGCGGCAGCAACGGCAGCAGCAACUGCAAAGGCAGCACCAACAGCAGCAGCACCAACAGCAGCAGUCCCAACUUCUCAGGCUGUCAAACACGAAACCACACCGGCAAACCCCGAUUCAUUUGGCAUUCGGGCAAAAAAGACUAAAGAGCAACUGGCAGAAUUAAAAGUCAGCUACCUUAAAAAUCAGUUUCCUAGUGACUCAGAAAUCAGCAGACUUAUGAAAAUUACAGGCUUGACAAAAGGAGAGAUUAAAAAAUGGUUUAGCGACACGAGGUACAAUCAGAGAAAUUCAAAGAGUAAUCAGUGCUUACAUCUCAACAGUGAUUCCUCCACUCCCAUUAUUAUAGACUCCAGUGAUGAGACUACGGAAUCCCCAACCGCUGUUACUUCACAGCAUAAACAAUCCUGGAAUCCUUUCCCCGACUUUACUCCCCAGAAGUUUAAAGAAAAGACAGCAGAGCAGCUCCAGGCCCUUCAGGCCAGUUUUCUCAACAACUCCAUACUGACAGAUGAAGAAUUAAAUAGGUUAAGAGCGCAAACCAAACUGACCAGGAGAGAAAUUGAUGCUUGGUUUACAGAGAAGAAGAAAUCAAAAGCUUUAAAGGAAGAGAAAAUGGAAAUAGAUGAAACUAAUGCAGGUAGUUCCAAAGAAGAAGCGGGAGAACCUGCUCCUGGAGAUGAAUCUGGUGCACCUAAGGCCGGGAGUGCAGGCAAGAUAUGUAAAAAAACACUUGAGCAAUUGCACAUGCUCAAAAGUGCAUUUGUCCGAUCCCAGUGGCCGUCAUCGGAAGAGUAUGACAAGCUGGCCAAAGAAAGCGGGCUUCCGAGACCAGACAUAGUUAGUUGGUUUGGGGACACCCGUUACGCUUGGAAAAAUGGAAACUUAAAGUGGUACUACUACUAUCAAAGCUCCAAUUCGAGCGGUCUGAAUGGUCUGUCUGCCCUUAGGAGAAGGGGGAGAGGAAGACCCAAAGGAAGGGGAAGGGGAAGGGGGAGAGGAAGGCCACGAGGAGGCAAGAGAAUGAACAACUGGGACAGGGGGGCGUCACUCAUAAAAUUUAAAACUGGAACUGCAAUACUUAAGGAUUAUUACCUGAAGCACAAAUUUCUUAAUGAGCAAGACCUUGAUGAACUUGUUAACAAAUCACACAUGGGCUACGAGCAGGUCAGAGAGUGGUUUGCCGAAAGACAGAGAAGAUCAGAGUUAGGUGUAGAGUUAUUUGAGGAAAAUGAGGAGGAAGAUGAAGUUAUUGAUGAUCAGGAAGAGGAUGAAGAAGAAACAGAUGAUAGUGACACCUGGGAACCCCCACAACAUGUGAAGCGGAAGCUUUCUAAAUCAGAUGACUGA
Molecule: messenger RNA, 2973 nt
Organism: Pipistrellus nathusii (Nathusius's pipistrelle)
Lineage: Eukaryota; Metazoa; Chordata; Mammalia; Chiroptera; Vespertilionidae
Source: the annotation of a GenBank genome assembly